AUGGCCGCCAAAGCGUCCCUCCUCUUACUACUCCUCUCCCUCUCCCUCGCCAUUUCGCUCGCCAAACCCGACAGCCGCCGAUUCUCCCGAACUCUGCGCCCGCAGAAACUGGGGAAGGAGAAAUUGAGCCACUUCCGGAUCUACUUCCACGACAUCGUCAGCGGCCGCAACCCCACCGCCGUCCGCGUGGCACAGGCCGCCACCACCAACAUCUCCCGCACGGCGUUCGGGAUGGUGACGAUGAUGGACAACCCGCUGACCGUGGGCCCCCGAUUGAGCUCCAAGCUCGUGGGCCGGGCCCAGGGGAUCUACGCCUCGGCCUCCCAGACCGAGCUCAGCUUCCUGAUGGUGCUCAACUUCGCAUCGGAAACCCAGCCUUCACCGGUUGGGGAGGAAGGAGGAAGAAGGGUUGGGUAG
Linum tenue is the source of this 417-nucleotide messenger RNA. Lineage: Eukaryota; Viridiplantae; Streptophyta; Magnoliopsida; Malpighiales; Linaceae. The record is from the annotation of a GenBank genome assembly.